Sphaerulina musiva SO2202 is the source of this 1803-nucleotide messenger RNA. Its product is annotated as aspartate aminotransferase. The record is from RefSeq and is a predicted model, not a curated record. NCBI's taxonomy places the organism in Eukaryota, Fungi, Ascomycota, Dothideomycetes, Mycosphaerellales, Mycosphaerellaceae. Gene Ontology annotation, cellular component: mitochondrion. The coding region runs from base 88 to 1377 and encodes 429 amino acids. Gene Ontology annotation, biological process: L-aspartate catabolic process; biosynthetic process. The transcript has a single exon. Gene Ontology annotation, molecular function: pyridoxal phosphate binding; L-aspartate:2-oxoglutarate transaminase activity.
GAACUAUCAAGGCAUACUACUAUCCGCCAGCACCACAUUCUUUCUGGCCAGCUACUCUCCUACAUCGAACUGCACACGUCCCUUACGAUGAUUUCCAAGUCGGCCCUCCAGCGCGCUGCGGUCGCGGCUCCCGCGCGCGUCUUGUUCGUCCAGCAGCAGUGCGUCCGCGGCGUAUCUGCCUGGUCGCAAGUCCAACAAGGCCCGCCAGACGCCAUCCUGGGCAUCACCGAGGCGUUCAAGAAGGACGCCAACACCAAAAAGAUCAACCUGGGUGUGGGCGCGUACCGUGAUGACCAGGGCAAGCCGUACGUCCUGCCAUCGGUCAAGACCGCGGAGCAGAAGGUGAUUCAGCAGAAUCUGGACAAGGAAUACGCGGGCAUCACUGGAGUUCCCGACUUCACGAAAGCGGCUGCUCUGCUCGCAUAUGGCCCAGACAGCUCAGCCAUCAAGGAGGGCCGCAUUGCCAUCACACAAUCCAUCUCCGGCACUGGUGCUCUGCGGAUAGGAGGUGAUUUCCUGCACCGCCACUAUCCAGGCGCAAAGACCAUCUACAUCCCCACGCCAUCAUGGGCGAACCACAAGGCAGUCUUUACCGACAGCGGUCUCGAAGUGAAGCAGUACCGGUACUACAACAAGGACACCAUUGGCCUCGACUUUGAGGGCAUGGUUGCAGACAUCAAGGCGAUGCCCAAGGGCUCUAUUGUCCUCUUGCACGCCUGUGCGCACAACCCUACCGGUGUUGACCCCACUCAGGAGCAGUGGAAGGCCAUCAGCGAUGCCGUCAAGGAGGGUGACCAUUUCCCCUUCUUCGACAUGGCUUAUCAGGGAUUCGCGUCUGGCGAUACCGACAAGGAUGCCUUUGCCCUUCGCUACUUCAUUCAGCAGGGCCACUACCCAUGCCUGGCUCAAUCUUUCGCCAAGAACAUGGGUCUCUAUGGAGAGCGUGUCGGCGCCUUCUCCAUCGUCACAUCGUCGCCAGAGGAAAAAGUGCGCGUUGACUCACAGGUCAAGAUCCUAGUGCGUCCGCUCUACUCAAACCCACCAGUUCACGGUGCUCGUAUUGCGAGCGCUAUCUUGAACGACCCUGCAUUGAACAAGCAGUGGCUUGGUGAAGUCAAGGACAUGGCGGAACGCAUUAUCAAGAUGCGAGCUCUCCUCAAGAGCAAUCUUGAAAAACUCGGCAGCAAGCACAACUGGGACCACAUUACCUCGCAAAUUGGCAUGUUUGCCUACACUGGUCUGAAGCCAGAGCAGAUGACCAAACUCGCCGAAGAGCACUCGGUUUAUGCCACUAAGGAUGGACGCAUCAGCGUUGCUGGCAUUACGUCUGAGAACGUUGGUCGGCUCGCUGAAGCCAUAUUCAAAGUUACGAAUUAGGUCGCCAUACGACACGAAUGUUCCCACGAAAAAUUGAGUUUUGCUGCGAAGAGGAUGUGAUGUUGAGUGUCCAUUUACGCACCUGGCGCUUUUUUUGUAUCUAUGUAGCUGCAACCUACAUACGCUGCCAUGUAGCACUGUGCAGGGCUUCAGCACUCAGGCGCACAGCAGCGUGUCAAGGUUGCCUGACCCAUCCGGCAAGAGGAUAGAAAAAUCAGCGAUCUGUGUCAAGAUUGUAAUACUCGGGUAGAUAGAUAGUAAUCAGUGGGUGCCUUGAGAAGACUCUCAUGAGGCAUUGUUGAUGACGAGUCGUGAUGUACCUAGUCCAACAAAUACCUGUACCUUAUGCGCAAAGCAGCAGGCCAGCUCUAGGAGCAAGUGAAUUCGAGAAGAUGCGCCCUGCAAGUAGAAGGUGUGAGAUGUACC